ACAGACCAAAGCAAUAAUUAGUAGCAAAAGACUCUAUCGGAGGUGGCCAUGGCAGAGGAGUUUCAGGCGGGGAUUUGUGGCGGGACAUCGUGGAUGAAUUCCUCAAAGGGAGUGUUUGGUGGGUGUUCUUCGCCGAUUGCUGACUUAGGGAGCUUCGGUUGGGGAGCUGAAGUGGUGGACGUCAAGGCAAGGUCGUCAGCUUGUGAGGACUCUAAUAUUACAUCGGUUUCUGAUAGCCCCAUGGCUUUCCAAAGUUUUCAGAAGCCGGAAUCCAACGGCAGUGGCGGCGGUGGCGGCAGUAUUUUGAUGGAUUCCACCCUGCCAAUGAUGGGUUUUGGUCUUUCUUCUUCAUCAAGUACCUCAGAUUGGAACCCAUCUUUGCUCCGAGGUAAUGGAAGUGCUGAGAAUUUCAAUUCCAUGAUUCAAAGAGAAACAAAUCCGAGGUUGAAUUGCCAACAAGAAACAGUCAUGGAUUCUUCUCAAAACCAGAAAGACUGGAGUUCCGGUGAAAAUUGCUCCACGACCGAUUUUCUAUUAGAUCAACAAAGACUGAACUCCGUGACAAGCUGCGGCAACACUACGGUAGGGUUUCCGGUGGGUUUGGCUUCAUCGGUACUGUUACAGAAUUUGUUUGUUCCCGAUCAACCUCAACCACAGCAGUCACUUUUCAACAACCGGUCAAUGAACUAUAUGUCCAAUGAGUUAUCACCUUCUUGGCCUAAACUGCAGCCUCCCAUCUUCAAACCUUCAGUGAUAAAGCAACAAUCCGCCGCUGCCGCCGGUGGCCUUCACUUCUCCAACAACACACCUUUCUGGAACGCCUCCACCACCAGCCCUACCCUAAACAAUGCUAGAACCAACUUUUUGCCAUCAUCACAACCACAGUUCUUGGUACCGACAUUCGGAGAGAAACCCAGUUGCCCCACCAUCACGACCAAGACUGAAGAAGUUCGAGAUCAAUCCGGAGUGAUGAAGAAAGGAAGCACUGAACCUGCAUUUAAAAGGGCUAGACUUGAAACACCUUCACCUUUACCAACUUUUAAGGUUCGUAAAGAAAAGCUAGGGGACCGAGUCACUGCUCUCCAGCAAUUGGUUUCGCCUUUCGGAAAGACCGAUACUGCAUCUGUCCUUCAUGAAGCUAUUGAAUGUAUCAAGUUCCUCCAUGAACAAGUCAGUGUUUUAAGUACACCAUACAUGAAGCAAGGAGCUUCAAUUCAACAUCAACAGAGGACUGAGAAAUCGGAGAAUGUAGAAGAGCCACAACAAGAUUUGAGAAGUCGAGGACUAUGUUUGGUGCCCAUCUCGAGCACAUUCCCAGUUACAAAUGAGACCACAGCCCAUUUUUGGACGCCAACAUUUGGAGGAACUUUCAGGUAGAUGAGAAAAGGGAAAGAGAGGAAUUCUUUACCACCAUACUACCACAUAUAUUAAUCAUCAAAACUUCCAGCGGUCGAGUUAGGAAAAUGUUAACUUUAAUGUAGAGUGCAAACUUAGAAGCUGCAUUGCCGUGUGCGGUAUGCCUCAUGUGUCGAUGAAAAGCUAAAGAAGACAAAGAAAAAAGGGAGGAGAAUGAAAAGGAAAGGACGCUCCAAAGGCAUGGACAGUUAGUGCUGGGCCAACUACGUACUGCUAGCUGAAAAUGAUUUAGGCUAGCAAAUGAUUAGGAAUUUUUUUUUUUUUUUUUGGUUCCGAGAAAAUUAAAAAAAGAGAAAGAGAUAUAUAGCUUAUAUAGGUCUUGAAAUAAUUAAUCCAAUUAAUGUUUUGAUUUUAUAGGUAGAGAGUAGAUAGAAAAGGAACAAAUGCUAAAUCUGACAUUAUUAAUAAGUCUAUUAACGAUCAUUUCUCUUGUUAUCCUCGAAUUUAGCAGAAAUGGAGUUUAUUUUUGUUUUUGUUGGUGUAUUCUGAUUCAAGAAAGGAAAAAAGAAAGAUGAAUGAUAGAGAUUAUUGUUUCUGCAUUUUUUUUAAUGAAAAAGUGAAUUAGUA
This is a messenger RNA of Rubroshorea leprosula, 1983 nucleotides long. The record is from the annotation of a GenBank genome assembly. Lineage: Eukaryota; Viridiplantae; Streptophyta; Magnoliopsida; Malvales; Dipterocarpaceae.